GUAAAUGUGAUCGUGAGCGUUGUGAGCACGAAAGCAUUUAUGUUUUGAACACGAAAGCUUGCAAUUGCAAACAUAAAAUAUAGCUGCAAUUUUGUCACAAUUUGCUUUUUGUUAUAUACAUAUAUAUAUAUACUUUCAUUAUUAGCUUUAUAUUAUAGUCGGUAAGUAUUUCAAAACUAUAUACAAUCAUCAACAUGCCUAAAAAGAAGAGAGGAAACAACUGGUAUGCCAAGAAACGUAUCAUCAAGAAUCCUACAACUAUUUCUAUAAAUGAUUCGAUGCAAGAUGAACCCGAAAUUGAACAAAUUGCAGAGUCUAUGACUGUAGAGCAACCACAGCCUGGUCCUUCCACAGCAACACAUACUCCAGGUCAAACACAGGAGUCAAACAUCUCGGUAAAAGGGAAAAAACGUAAACAUAAAAGGAAGUUAUGUCUAAGCAACGAAAAAAACAUACAGUAAUUCAUACAGCUUCUCUACACAGUGAUCACUCCUCUUCAUCACUUACAUCUUCUUCUACAAUAGAUCAACAAAUGGUUAUUCAUAACACUACAGCAAGUUCAGACAUUCCUAUACAAACAACAACAAAAGGAAAAAUGAACAAAGGCAAAACACCAUUGAAAAAAUCUAAAAAACCAAACGAACCUCUGCAGUCAACACUUCCAGUAAUAUCACAACAUCUAAUACAAUGCUCAGUAAGCCAAUCAAAUGAGGAGGUUUUUAUUAACGAAGCAAGUAGAAUUAUAACUGCAUUCCCCAAUAAUCACAUUGCUAUACCAGGUCCAUCACGACUUUCAAAUACAAGGUAAAGAAUUCAUUUA
Messenger RNA from Acanthoscelides obtectus, 820 nucleotides. Lineage: Eukaryota; Metazoa; Arthropoda; Insecta; Coleoptera; Chrysomelidae. The record is from the annotation of a GenBank genome assembly.